Molecule: messenger RNA, 351 nt
Organism: Trichoplax adhaerens
Lineage: Eukaryota; Metazoa; Placozoa; Uniplacotomia; Trichoplacea; Trichoplacidae
Exons: 5
Cellular component (GO): mitochondrion; cytosol
Molecular function (GO): peptidyl-tRNA hydrolase activity
Source: RefSeq, a predicted model, not a curated record
GAUUUCAAAAUGGUCAUUGCUGUCCGAACUGAUUUACAUAUGCGCAAAGGCAAGAUGGCCGCACAGUGCUGUCAUGGUGCUAUUGCGAAUUACGUUGGUUGCAUGCGCAAAAAUCCAGAGAUGAUACAUAAGUGGAAGCGUAGUGGACAAGCAAAGGUUGUUGUUAAGGCAUCUGACGAAGCAACACUGUUAAAGAUGCAAAGUCAAGCAAGAAAAUUGGGUUUAGAGGCUAACGUCAUUGCUGAUGCGGGUCGUACACAGAUAGCGGCUGGUUCUUUGACUGUAUUAGCAGUCGGACCGGGACCACAAGAACUGAUUGACCUUGUUACUGGAGAAUUAAAGCUAAUGUAA